AUGUCCGUUUUGGAGGAGAACCCAGGUAUGAAAAUGGACUGUGAAGACUGGGAAACAGAUGAACCUCAGUGCUCUUCAGAAGACCCACUCAGAGAUGCCUUGGAGACAGGCCCCAGCCUCACCUCCAUGAAUUCUGCCCAUGCAGGUCCAAGAGUGAAGGCCAAGGGCCCGGAGAAAUUCACCAUCCAUGACAGGGAUCACAAAGUUUUGGUCCUGGACUCUGAGACCCUCAGAGCAGUUCUGAAUAAGACCUACAUACUCCCAGAAACCUUCUUUGUAUUAGCCUCCCGUGUGAAGUCAGCUUGUGAGAACAAAGGAAGCCCCAUUCUCCUGGCUGUCUCAAAAGGCGAGCUCUGUCUCUGCUGUGACACGAAGAAAGGGCAAAGCCAGCCAUCCCUGCAGCUGAAGAAGAAGAAACUUUCCAACCUGGCUGCCCAGAAGAAACCGACAUGUCUGCCCUUCAUCUUUUAUCGGAAUAAAGUGGGCUCUUGGAAUACCUUAGAGUCGGCUGCCCACCCUGGAUGGUUCGUCUGCACCUCCCACCAUCCUGGGGAACCAGUUGGAAUGACAAAAAGUCGCGGAAGAAGGAAACACACUGAGUUUUCAUUUCGGCACAUCUGCAAUGCUGAAAUGAGCCCCAGCGAAGUCAGCGAAUAA
Rangifer tarandus platyrhynchus (Svalbard reindeer) is the source of this 657-nucleotide messenger RNA. Lineage: Eukaryota; Metazoa; Chordata; Mammalia; Artiodactyla; Cervidae. The record is from the annotation of a GenBank genome assembly.